AUGGUGACGUGUAAUAUCCGAUACCAAGUUCGCCUUUUACGAGGACGGAUCUACCAGUCGAAUCGAUCGCAAAUCACCCGCAUGAUGAAGCAAGAAGAUUUUCUGAUCAUUCCGCCGAAGACAACCAAUAUUGGACUAGGAAGCUGUGACUGUGGCACGAACGUGCAUCCCAUCAGCCUGGAGACCCUUCGUGGGCUUUAUCAAACAUAUCAUGGGCUCGCCGCCAUCUACUAUCACCAUUUGUGGAAUGCGCAGUUUCCAUUUAUUGGAGCGGAGGUUAAAAAUCUCAAGGCUGGAUACAAAUCGCCAUUCGCGGAUUUUGACAAGAGGCUGAUAUGUCUCCUAAGCCACGAGUUCGGCUGCCACUGCAAGGCUAGUGCUUACCAAGGAGCUAUACUUCUCAAUAAGCACAACGCCCAUCCCAGGCACGAAUCCCAGGCCCCCGGCUUAGGGUCCGAGGUACACCAAGCCGAUCUGCAUUGUUCUCACAACGUGGAAGCUGCUUGGAGACGGGAGAAUCAAUCACAGCCACUAUAA
Podospora pseudopauciseta is the source of this 537-nucleotide messenger RNA. RefSeq lists its product as uncharacterized. NCBI's taxonomy places the organism in Eukaryota, Fungi, Ascomycota, Sordariomycetes, Sordariales, Podosporaceae. The transcript is spliced from 3 exons. The coding region runs from base 1 to 537 and encodes 178 amino acids. The record is from RefSeq and is a predicted model, not a curated record.